Molecule: messenger RNA, 1489 nt
Organism: Gadus chalcogrammus (walleye pollock)
Lineage: Eukaryota; Metazoa; Chordata; Actinopteri; Gadiformes; Gadidae
Gene: chga
Product: chromogranin A
Exons: 10
Coding region: 275-1489 (404 amino acids)
Biological process (GO): defense response to bacterium; negative regulation of insulin secretion; negative regulation of catecholamine secretion
Cellular component (GO): chromaffin granule
Source: RefSeq, a predicted model, not a curated record
ACCGUAUGCCUAACGAUGAUGUCAUUUCCUCUAUGCAGAUCUAACUAUAAAAACGGGUCCUCUUGCUGUUAGGUGUCCGUGGUAAUAGAGACGAGGAUCGUUGGUGCAGGAGAAGGCAGGAGCGCGUCAGACAUCAGGAGAGUUUGGUCCACCAUGCAUCCAUAACUUGCUGUGUUCGUUCAAGGAGGCGGAGAUAGAUUACCAUCUUCUGAAAUCGAAGACAUUUAUUUUUUUCCUGGAGAGUGAAUCGUUGCUGAUUCUGAAUAAAGAAAACAUGAUCGAGCGAGCAGUUGUCCUGUUGGUCACGUUUUCUACUUGCGUUCUGUCAUUGCCGGUCACUUCGGGUGAACUGGAGAAUGGCGACGUCAAGGUGAUGAAAUGCAUUGUGGAGGCUCUUGCGGAUGUCCUCUCCAUGCCUCACCCCGUGCCUGUCAGCCAGGAGUGCCUGGACACCCUGCGCACAGAUGACAGGCUUUUUUCCAUCUUACGCCACCAUAACUUCCUGAGAGAGAUGGAGGGCCUUGCUGUCUCAGGGGCCAAUACGAGGGCUCAACUGCAUGGUGACAUCAUGGCGGCAGAUCAGGUGACCAAGAUCCCUCCGGGGACAGAGAAUCCUGCCGACCAAUCCAUGCUGGAGGCUCUGGGGGGUCCCGGGGAGCGAUCCAUCCUAGCCCAGAAGAGGAGGAGGGCGGGAGAAGGGGACCACAGGGACGUGGAGGAAGAGGAGGCGGAGAGGGAGGAAGAGAAAAGGGCACAAGAGUCGCAGGAGUCAGAGGAGCAGAACGAGACAGGCGGGAAAGGGAAGGAGAAGGAGAAGGAGGAGGAGGAGGAGCGUAAGAGCAGGGGAGAAAAGGAGGACUCGGAUGAACGGAUCUCCUCCUGGAUGGCCGACAGGCCUGAGAAGGGAAAACAUCAGAUCGAGUUCGGAGGAGGAGCAGGAGGAGAAGAUGGAGUGUACGAGGAGAAACGUAGCCACGCUGAAGAUCGUUCUCAAGAGGCGCUGGGAGUGCGUCAUGUGACCAAAGAGAAGAAAGUGGAGUCUAAUAGAACCCAGAAGGCCCACUCCAGAAUACCAAUGAGCACGCUGGAAGACGAGGAGGAGGAGGCGGAGGAGGUGAAGCGAGGGAACGAUUUCGCCCGGUGGAGCCGACAGGUCAAGAGGCUCCCGAUGAGGAAGAAGAACGUGUCGGAGAAGGAGGAGCAGGAGGAGACGUCCUCGUCUCAGCAGGAGGUGGCACACCACUCCAGAGAGGAGGAGGAAGAGGAGGAGCAGGGGGAGGAGGUGAAGAGGGCCGAGCUCCAGAGGAGCCGCGAGGAGAAGGAGCUGAGGAACAUGGCGCUCCAGAGGGCCCCCGAGGAGAAGAGGGGGUUGGAGGAGGAAGGGAGCGCCAUCAGGAAGUCCGAGGAGCCGGAGAUAGCGAGCCUGGCAGCGAUCGAGUCGGAGCUGGAGAGCGUCGCUCAGAAGCUCCACCAGCUGAGGCGAGGCUGA